UGAAGGCCAAUGGCGGUGUGGCCAGUUUGAGCCCCAGCCGGAUAAAUCGCGCGCUGCUGAAACUUGACUCCUCUUUCACACACCAGGAGGGUCUGGGGGACGCGCGAGGUGAUCUGUGACUGUCCAAGAUGAGGAUCGCAGUGAUUGGCCAGAGCCUUUUUGGACAGGAGGUGUAUAAGGAGCUGAAGAAAGAGGGCCACAUCAUUGUUGGUGUAUUUACCAUACCUGACAAAGAUGGCAAAGCCGACCCACUAGGUGCUGAAGCAGAGAAGGAUGGUGUACCAGUGUUUAAGUUCCCACGCUGGCGACUGAAGGGCAAGGCCAUUGAUGAAGUGGUGGAUAAGUAUAAGGCGGUGGGCGCCGAGCUCAACGUUCUACCCUUCUGCUCCCAGUUCAUCCCAAUGGAGGUGAUAGACCACCCAAAACAUGGCUCCAUCAUCUACCACCCCUCACUGCUGCCCCGCCACAGAGGAGCCUCUGCCAUCAACUGGACUCUCAUUCAUGGUGACAAAAAAGGUGGGUUCACAGUGUUUUGGGCAGAUGAUGGACUGGAUACCGGCCCAAUCCUGCUGCAGAAGGAGUGUGUGGUGGAGCCUGAUGAUACAGUGAACACCAUCUAUAAGCGCUUCUUGUUUCCAGAAGGAGUAAAAGGGAUGGUGGAGGCAGUCAAGUUAAUUGCAGAAGGUAAAGCUCCCAAAAUUAAGCAGCCAGAGGAGGGAGCAACCUAUGAAUGCAUCCAGAAAAAGGACAAUUCAAAGAUUGACUGGAAUCAGCCUGCUGAGGCCAUCCAUAACUGGAUCAGAGGAAAUGAUAAGGUCCCUGGGGCCUGGGCCGAGGUUGAUGGAAAGAAUGUAACAUUCUAUGGCUCAACAUUGGUGGAUAACGGCUCUACAGCUAAUGGUCAGCCUCUGGAGAUCCCUGGGGCCAGCCGUCCAGGUCUGGUCACCAAGAAUGGCCUGGUCCUUUUUGGGAAUGAUGGCAAGACGUUGUUGGUGAAGAACCUGCAGUUUGAGGACGGGAAGAUGAUUGCAGCUGCUCAGUAUUUUAAAGCUGGCUCCAGCUCUGCUGUGGAGCUGACAAAGGAGGAGAAGAGUUUUGCUGAACAAAUGAGGGCAGUGUGGACGAGUAUUUUGACAAAUGUGGAGAAGAUUGAUGACUCUACUGACUUCUUUAAGUCAGGAGCUGCCUCUAUGGAUGUUGUCAGGCUGGUAGAGGAGGUUAAAUUGAGGGCGAGUCAGCUGCAGCUGCAGAACGAGGACGUUUACAUGGCGACAACCUUUCAGGAGUUCAUCCAGAUGUGUGUGAGGAAGCUGAGAGGAGAAGAUGCUGAGGAGGAGCUCGUCGUUGACUAUGUGGAGAUGAACGUGAACAACAUGACCAUUCGAAUGCCCCACCAGCUCUUUAUAAAUGGAGAGUUUGUGGAUGCUGAGGGAGGAAAGAACUACAAGACUAUCAACCCCACCACUGGACAGGCAAUCUGUGAGGUAUCUCUGGCUCAGAUCUCAGAUGUGGAGAAGGCUGUAGCAGCAGCUAAGGAGGCUUUUGAGGAAGGAGAGUGGGGCAAGAUGAACCACAGAGAUAGAGGCAGACUCAUCUACAAAUUGGCAGAUUUAAUGGAGCAGCACCAAGAAGAGCUGGCCACCAUUGAGUCUAUAGACUCAGGAGCAGUCUACACACUUGCUCUCAAAACUCAUGUUGGCAUGUCCAUCCAGACAUUCAGAUACUUCGCCGGCUGGUGCGACAAGAUCCAGGGUUGUACCAUCCCAAUCAAUCAAGCUCGUCCUAAUCGCAACCUGACCUUUACCAAGAAAGAGCCAAUCGGCGUGUGUGCCAUUGUGAUUCCUUGGAACUAUCCUCUAAUGAUGCUGGCCUGGAAAACCGCAGCUUGCCUUGCUGCUGGAAACACUGUGGUUCUGAAACCAGCGCAGGUGACCCCUCUGACUGCGGUGAAGUUUGCUGAAUUGGCUGCGAGAGCAGGAUUUCCCAAAGGAGUGAUCAAUAUCCUGCCUGGCUCAGGCUCCCUGGUUGGCCAGCGGCUGUCAGACCACCCUGAUGUGCGUAAACUGGGCUUUACUGGCUCGACGGAGAUCGGCAAACAGAUCAUGAAGAGCUGCGCCGUCAGUAAUGUGAAGAAGGUCUCUCUGGAGCUGGGUGGAAAAUCCCCUCUUAUUAUUUUCAGUGACUGUGAUCUGGACAAAGCUGUGAGAAUGGGGAUGAGUUCAGUGUUCUUCAACAAAGGAGAGAACUGCAUCGCUGCAGGCAGACUGUUCGUAGAAGAAUCCCUACAUGACACUUUUGUCCAGAGAGUGAUUGAAGAGGUGAAGAAAAUGAAGAUUGGUGACCCGCUGGACCGCUCCACAGACCACGGCCCCCAGAACCACAAAGCUCAUUUGGACAAACUGGUGGAGUACUGUGAGAGAGGAGUUAAAGAGGGUGCUACACUCAUAUGUGGAGGGAAACAAGUCAAUCGCCCAGGUUUCUUUUUUGAGCCCACUGUGUUCACAGAUGUGCAGGACCACAUGUACAUUGCUAUUGAGGAGUCAUUCGGCCCUGUCAUGAUCAUCUCCAAAUUUAAGAAUGGUGAUGUAGACGGAGUGCUGCAGAGGGCUAAUGCUACAGAGUACGGUCUGGCAUCAGGAGUGUUUACACGGGAUAUCAGUAAGGCUCUUUAUGUGAGUGAGAGGCUUCAGGCUGGAACAGUGUUCGUCAACACCUACAACAAAACUGAUGUGGCCGCCCCCUUCGGAGGCUUCAAGCAGUCCGGCUUUGGCAAGGAUCUGGGUCAAGAAGCUCUCAAUGAAUAUUUGAAGACUAAAACUGUGACAGUCGAGUAUUAACAUGGUUAGAUGAUUAAGUAAACUUUGCCAGAGGAUACACAUAUAUAAAGAGGAAUAUAUGAAUUUCACUGUUCUGAUCUGAGAACUACUGAAAUGCUACUAAUAUGUGAAAUGCUUAACUGCAUAAAUCUUUAAGUGAACUGAACUGUAAGAUUAUGUAUUUGACUGCACCUCAAUUUUAAUGAAGCCUUUUAUAUUAUGCUAUUAGUUGAAUUUUUGACACAUUUUUAAUGCUGCCUCAGACUGGUUCAUUUUGUAAAUUAAUUUUCUCUAUUAUUGGCUAAAGGUGAAGCUGAUAGUAAAAAAGUGCUUAUAAAAAAACCUUCAGAUUUCUGUUUUACAGCUAUUGAAAUAUUGAACAUAGACUAUAUUGAAAAUACUGAACUGUAUACUGAUUUUUUGACUACUUCCGUUCUUAAGUGCAGUACUACUGUCUACUACUGUGUCACAAAAACAUAUAAUAAAUUCACUUUGGGAUGUA
Messenger RNA from Astyanax mexicanus (Mexican tetra), 3318 nucleotides. It is a transcript of the gene aldh1l1, whose product is annotated as aldehyde dehydrogenase 1 family, member L1. Lineage: Eukaryota; Metazoa; Chordata; Actinopteri; Characiformes; Acestrorhamphidae. Gene Ontology annotation, biological process: one-carbon metabolic process; biosynthetic process; 10-formyltetrahydrofolate catabolic process. The transcript is spliced from 23 exons. Bases 129 to 2837 code for a protein of 902 amino acids. Gene Ontology annotation, molecular function: aldehyde dehydrogenase (NAD+) activity; formyltetrahydrofolate dehydrogenase activity. Gene Ontology annotation, cellular component: cytoplasm. The record is from RefSeq and is a predicted model, not a curated record.